CUGUCGCCCCAAGAUGGCGGACACAAUGAGCCGGUGCCGCGCCGGUUGGCCCUGAGGCGACUCUGAGGAGGAACGGUCGCCUAGGCCCCACGGUCCAGGCAGAAGAGUAUCGCCAGUGCGAGAGGGGAAGGAGGCGGACUUACUGCUCGCAGCCCUUCCGCUCGCCGCCAGUGCGGCGCCCGCCCCGCCCGGGUUGGCCCUCCGCAGCCCGCCCGCUCGCCCGCCAUCCAGCCCCGCCCCGGCCCUGCGCCGCUGCCGCCUCCAGCAGCCGCCGCCAUGAAGCUGACCGACAGCGUGCUGCGGAGCUUCCGCGUCGCCAAGGUGUUCCGCGAGAACUCAGACAAGAUUAACUGCUUUGACUUCAGCCCCAAUGGCGAGACGGUCAUCUCGAGCAGUGACGACGACUCCAUCGUGCUCUAUGACUGCCAGGAGGGCAAACCAAAGAGAACCUUAUACAGUAAGAAAUAUGGUGUGGACCUCAUCAGAUACACGCAUGCAGCAAACACAGUCGUUUACAGCUCUAACAAAAUAGACGAUACUAUCCGUUACCUAUCCUUACAUGACAACAAAUACAUCAGAUACUUUCCUGGACAUAGCAAAAGGGUGGUGGCCUUGUCCAUGUCACCUGUGGAUGACACUUUCAUUUCUGGGUCUCUUGAUAAGACUAUUCGACUCUGGGAUCUCCGGUCUCCUAACUGCCAGGGCCUCAUGCAUCUUCAGGGCAAGCCAGUUUGUUCUUUUGAUCCAGAAGGGUUAAUUUUUGCUGCAGGUGUCAACUCUGAAAUGGUCAAACUUUAUGACCUUCGUUCUUUUGAUAAGGGACCAUUUGCAACAUUUAAGAUGCAGUAUGAUCGGACUUGUGAGUGGACAGGACUCAAGUUCAGCAAUGAUGGCAAGCUUAUACUCAUCUCCACCAACGGCAGCUUCAUACGUCUCAUUGAUGCAUUCAAGGGAGUGGUGAUGCACACAUUUGGGGGUUACGCCAACAGCAAAGCUGUCACACUAGAGGCUUCAUUUACUCCAGACUCUCAGUUUAUUAUGAUUGGUUCAGAGGAUGGCAAGAUCCAUGUUUGGAAUGGAGAGAGCGGUAUAAAAGUAGCUGUACUGGAUGGUAAACACACAGGCCCCAUUACCUGUUUGCAGUUUAACCCCAAGUUCAUGACUUUUGCCAGUGCGUGUUCCAACAUGGCCUUCUGGUUGCCAACCAUUGAUGACUGACCCUGAUGCUACUCAGCUAUUUCUGUAUAAUGGGGGUGGCCAG
Urocitellus parryii (Arctic ground squirrel) is the source of this 1261-nucleotide messenger RNA. It is a transcript of the gene Wdr82, whose product is annotated as WD repeat domain 82. The record is from RefSeq and is a predicted model, not a curated record. Gene Ontology annotation, molecular function: chromatin binding; protein binding. Gene Ontology annotation, cellular component: Set1C/COMPASS complex. Lineage: Eukaryota; Metazoa; Chordata; Mammalia; Rodentia; Sciuridae.